AAUAUCUAGUCAUUGGCUAAUCUGAACAGCCAAUUUCACGUUGCACGAAAAAAUCUUCAAGAAUCUAAUUUCCUAUCACGAAUAUUUAUAAAUAAUUAUAUUUAUCGUGACAAUUGAAACGAAAGAAAUUUAAAUCCGGGACAUUUAUGUAGACAAUAUAAAAAGGUUACCAAAAAAUGACGAAUUAUUAAAGAAAUUGUUGGUGCUUGGCAAACCAGGACAGAAAAUCUGCGACUCAUCGCGAAUAUGUUCACACCACUUUGAGGAAGAUGGAGGUACAGCAUAAUCAGAGGUAAAUAAUUUUUAAAACAAGAUGCGAUGCUAUCUCUUCAUCUGAACGAGGAGAGCAAGGAUGAUCAGAUCCCUGACGAUAGAAACAUGGUGGAAACUAUGGAAAACGAAUCGUUAAAUAUCACAGUAUCACAAGUAGGCGCUGGAAAAGACAGUCAGAUGUCUUGUAUCACUGGAACGAAAGUACAAGAUACUGCUGAAGAUACCUGCAAUAGUACUGAAUUUGUUCCUCAUCAUGAAUGCCUUGAUGAAACACAAGUGCCUGAAAGACUAUCAACUUCAUUAGGCUCUUCUUCGAAUGAACCGAAGAAAAGCAAGAGACAUCUUUAUGACGUCCGAUGGGAGGAAAUCUCUACCUCUCCAGUGCAAGCUAAAAUUUAUUGGGAAGUAGCAAUUAAGAAAAUUACACGACAAAAGGUAAUUUUGAGAACUUUACGACAAAAAGUCAAAAGGUUAAAAAAGACAAUUUUAGAAUUAAGGACCCGCGUAAAACACGUAGCGAAUAGCGAUUCCUAGUAAUUAUAAUAUUGUGUAAUUCGUAAGAGUAUGUCAAUAUUGUCUGGACAAAUAUAUACAUCAUAUAUAUAAGCUGUAUAUAAUUUGUAUACAUAUAUAGAUUGCACAUGUGGUACAAGUAAACUGCUUUUUUCUUA
Molecule: messenger RNA, 944 nt
Organism: Nylanderia fulva
Lineage: Eukaryota; Metazoa; Arthropoda; Insecta; Hymenoptera; Formicidae
Source: RefSeq, a predicted model, not a curated record